Coffea arabica (coffee) is the source of this 1675-nucleotide messenger RNA. The record is from RefSeq and is a predicted model, not a curated record. NCBI's taxonomy places the organism in Eukaryota, Viridiplantae, Streptophyta, Magnoliopsida, Gentianales, Rubiaceae.
UCCAUUUCCAUUCCUAAUCCUCAUCUGCCAAUACUUUCUCUCCAUCUUCUUCACCUUCUUCUUCUUGCCUCUUCCUAAGGAGGAGCCCUCCUCCAGUCUAAUUCUGUAGUCUAUCCCAUUCUCAACCAAAAUGACCCUACAAACAUAGCCUCCUCACCUACUCAAACCCAGCCAAAUCAACUGUGUUUUGACAGGUGUCAAUUCUUGAUUUAAACACUUGUCCUUAAUUGCACUUGUCUGGCAAAAUGAUCCCACCAAGCUGACUUGGCAAAUUUCAAUCAUGGAGAAACAUGUGUGACCAUAAACCUCCAACCUUUCAUAGCCAGACUCAAAUUAUUGAACUCGGUGAAGACCUUGGCAAGAGCAGGGGGGCUGGUUAUCAGGGCCCUGAAUGAAUGAUGGAUCCAAAAGGCGAAGUACAGAAUAAGGUGCAAUGAUUCAUCCCAUGGAUUUCACCCCCAAGUGAGUAAGAAAAGAAAAGCAUAAACAAAAUUUCCAGUACAAAAGGAAGACAACAAACUGUAAACCUCCCCCUUAAAAAACAUCCCUUGUGGCUAAUUGACUCCCCACUCUUCCUUCUCCUCCUCCUUUGUGGUGUCAUUGUAGAUAAAAUUAAGAAAAGAAACUUCUCUUUUUCUUUAUCUUUCUUCUUCAUCCCUUAUAUUUCUUUCCUCUUUCCUCCAUUUCUUUUUCUUCUCUCUUCUUCUUCUUCUUCUUCUCCUUCUCUCUCAUGAGAGAAAUACUACAGAGGAAGGGAAGAAAAAGAGACAAGAGAAGGAGCUACUAGCUUAUUAUCUAGCCAUGAAGAACACCAUCAGAUGCUGCAUAUCUUGCAUUCUUCCAUGCGGGGCCCUAGACGUGAUUCGAAUAGUUCAUACUAAUGGCCGAGUUGAAGUGAUUAGUGGAAGCAUCAAAGCAUCAGAAAUCAUGAAAUUGCAUCCAAAACAUGUUCUGAAGAAGCCUUCUUCAUCAUCAUCAGAAGAUCAAGGUUGUUGUCCUAAGAUUGUUAUAGUUCCUCCUGAUGCAGAACUCCAACGUGGGAAGAUUUACUUUCUCAUGCCAGUUCCUCCUUCAGCUCCUCAGAAGAAUCAGAAGAGUUCGCGUUCAAGAUCUUCAUCAUCAUCAUCCUCAUCAUCAUCAAGGAGGAAAAAGAGAGAGGCUGCUGAUCAAAAUAAUGCGAAUAGUAAUAACAAUAGCAGUAUUUCCAUGACAAAUCUUCUCCUUUCUGAUCGGUAUUUGAGCGAGAUUUUAUCAGAAAAGAUAUCAACUCAAAGGGAUCGAAGGAGAGGCCGUGCUGGCAUUUGGAGACCACACUUAGAGAGCAUUUGUGAGACAUCAAGUGAACCAUGAGUAAUCACCGGUUAUUUUUUCCUUUUAUUUUUGUUUCCAAAUUUUCCAGUAUAAGAUUAUUAGGGUUCUCAAUCUUGAACUCACUUUUAUUUCUUCUGCAUAUUUUGUAUAUAAGGAUAUAAGAAUAUGAAAAAGUAAAAAGAGUAAAAAAUAGGAUCCCGUUUGCCAAAUUUCUGUUGUUCAUGUUUGAGAAUUGGACUGAAGAGCUUUUGUUUUUGUUUUUUAGGUUCUUGGUAGCACUAGAAAAUUCUCAUAAAAUAGGCCAGGCUCUGGGAAUGUAAUGUUGUUCAAUCUUUACUACAGCUUUCCAAAUUCCGGUAAUCUA